This is a messenger RNA of Mugil cephalus (flathead mullet), 1988 nucleotides long. Its product is annotated as interleukin-22 receptor subunit alpha-2. The transcript has 7 exons. Gene Ontology annotation, molecular function: protein binding. The record is from RefSeq and is a predicted model, not a curated record. The coding region runs from base 135 to 1247 and encodes 370 amino acids. NCBI's taxonomy places the organism in Eukaryota, Metazoa, Chordata, Actinopteri, Mugiliformes, Mugilidae.
UCCAGCUGGUCCUCAGUGGCUCUUUGCAGGUGAAUUUGUCUUGUUUUAACGGGAGACGCUCACCUCCUGUACUCUUCCUGCUGUUUAAGCCCAGCAUAGUGGAACUCUCUUGAUUCAGAGGUCAGCAGGUGGACAUGAGGACACCGGGUCUCGCCGGGUUGACCGUGCUGCUGAGGCUGUGUGUCAUUGUCGUCGUCCUGCUCACCUCAGGGUCGAUUGGGUUAGUCUGUUACACGGCAGUGGAAUCAUUGGACUUAAGUUGCCUCCUGCGGUGGGAUUGUCCCUAUGCCAGCCCUAAUUCCACCUACACCGUGCAGACAAAGACACAGGGGGACCCCUGGCAGGACGUACCGUGGUGCGUUUGGAUCUCCUCCCACAGCUGCGAUGUCUCUCAGAUCUUUUCCAACUUUGAGCUGUACAACAUGAUCCGUCUCGGCGUCCACCUCACUCCUACCUCCACCGUGUGGAUGGAGCCGCGCAAGUUCGACUACAGUGACUUCACCUUCAGCCCGCCAUCUGUCUCAGUCUCUCUCAAAGAAGAGCAGCUGUUGGUGAAAGUGCAGUUCCCCUGUACUCCCAACAGGAGGUGCUCUCGGGAGAGAUGCUGUCCCAUCUCCCGACUCAUUGACCCCUGGACCACAGUGACCGUGUACAGCGAACUCAGUCCCUCUGAAUACCAGAGUCGAACAGUUUGGACCCAGGAAGUGAUGUCCCAUGUGGAGUUUUCUGGUUUGUCUCUGGGUCACAACUACUGUGUCGUGGCCAACUUCUCCUUCCCAACAUUCUCCAUGGCAGCUUCCCCAAAAUCUGCCCCUCAGUGUGUCGAAGUGGUUUCCCAAUCAGGUGAAACUGAGCUGAUGCCUGUGCUGUGUCUGGGAAUCGCUUUGACUCUACUGCUUAUUUUCCCACUUCUCACUGUGUUUUUGCGAAAACCACAACCGGCUGCAACAACCCCAGAAAAUCAAUCCAAGACUCCGGUUCAUGAUCUAGUCUCUUUGGUUCCUCUGUCCCUGGUCCCAGCCGACCCGUGUGACGUCCACUUGGAACUGGCCGACGACCAAAUGUCCAUCGUGUCCUCCUCUAAUCUCCCUUCCGCCGAGGACCUGACCUCUGCCUUGGGAAACGCAGUCUCCAGGGUUCCUCUCUCUCAUGACCCCAGCUCAUUGGCAGCAUAUUGGGACAGUGGAGGAAUAGAGCUGGAGUUAGGCCUCGACUCUGGCAUCAGCAUCCCACGCUUGUCUCACUGAUUUGAGGAGACAUGCGGGACAAAUGAAGACUGAGACAUUUUUAGUGUUUUCUCUGUAAAACUAUGUAUCACGGGUAUGUAAGGCUACGGCUUGCCUUGAGCUCCAUGAGCAUAAACAGAAAGAACCAACCUACCAAGAUCAUAAAAUCACCAGAAAUCAGGUUUUAGAUUUGACUCUUACAAAGAAUCCAAGUGAACAGUCCAUUGCUGAACCAAUAGAAAUCAAAUGUCUUUGCCUCUAAACCUUCAUGCCAGCACUGAUGAGAAGUCCUUAAAGACAAUCUACAUCUGCUGAUGAAGACCUUGUGAUAUGACUGAAAGCUCCAGAACUAAAUGGAUCCUCCAACAUCAAGAAGGACAAUCAUAAAUUGAAGGUCCAGUUAUUGUCUUUUCUUCAGAUUUUAGCAAUUUUUUUUUAGCUAUUUGUUUCUCGACUUUCUUGGUUUUCAAUGACUAAACUGAGAUUUUCAGGCUUGAAUGUUUGAUUGUACUGUUGCAACUUUAAACAAAUAAAAUUUCCAGAAGGUUACAGUGCAAGCUCAUGUUGUGGCUUCAAAAUGUUCAAAAUGGCUGCCAUUUCAAACCAAGCGGCUCAACCCCCGCAGUAGUGCAAAAAACUGCAGUUCAUCAAGUGGCCACUUGAGGCUGGCUCCAAAAGGGAGCAAAUCCCCCUUGACCCCCCAUGUUAAAAAGCCCGACUAUACAGCAUAAUCACACAUGUUUAAAGUCUAGUACCAAAAAU